GACAAUUUCAACAUUGAAGACUUUUCCAGAUUGACUGAACCCCAAGACAUAUUUGACUCUCAUCACAGCUUGGCUUUGCUUCAGCAUGCGUCGCCUAGAAAAAACACACUUCUCUAUGCAGAAACCUGCAAAUCCUUGACAAGGUUUGAGUCUAAGAAUGGCACAAAGAAGCCCACACUGGGCAUCUAGUACUGGUUGGGACAACUCGCAAACGAUCACUGCGCUGUGCCUGAAUGAACACUUGGGAGCCAGCGUUACACAGACGGUAUCCACUUCCAGGCACCGAUUCACCCACAGAAGUGAACAAAGAGUGGUCGUUGUAGAGAAUUUCAGGGGCACAUGUGCAAAGACUAUUAAACUGACACCAAGGCAAACGUGACAAUGGCAGAAUCUCCAGACUCAGUAUCCUCGCUACUAUCAUGUCGUUUAUCGGCUUAGUUCUCUUUAUCUGCUACCUCUACCUUACCGGUACUGUUUUCUUCGAUGGAAUGCACUAUCUGCUCCAUCGCUGGGCACGCU
This is a messenger RNA of Aspergillus uvarum CBS 121591, 519 nucleotides long. RefSeq lists its product as uncharacterized. Bases 158 to 379 code for a protein of 73 amino acids. Lineage: Eukaryota; Fungi; Ascomycota; Eurotiomycetes; Eurotiales; Aspergillaceae. The transcript has a single exon. The record is from RefSeq and is a predicted model, not a curated record.